AUGCCUCCACAUCCCGUACCACACUUGCAGUCCUCUGCCACCGCCUCAUCGGAGGGAGCGAGGGCUCAUGAUGACGGAGCUCCCUUGUCGCAUGUGUUUCUGUCGGAGGAGGAUGAGGGGGAGUUGACGGAGAUCCAUCGCACCUUGACCGCGCAGAGCCGCAGGGAUGCGCGUCCGGAAUAUGCGGAGCCGCAUUCCUCGUUCGAUAAGUUUCUGGACGAGGAGGUGCGCGCUGGGAAGAUGAGAUCUAACCUUGGGGUUUGCUUCCAGUCGCUUUCGACCUGGGGAGACGGGGAAGAUCAUGUCAAGGUCAAGACUCUUGGGACGGCGCUGUGGCGGACGUUGACCCUGCAGGAUGUCUAUGAAUGGACCAUCAAGCCGUGGGCGUCGAAGAAGAAGCCGGAGAGGGGACGGCAGUUGAUUCGGGAUUUCUCAGGCGUGGUGCGGAGUAGUGAGAUGAUGCUUGUGCUGGGGAGACCCGGAGCAGGAUGCUCGACGUUCCUGCGCACUAUCGCCGGUGAUCACUCCUCCUAUCUCGGGGUUACUGGCUCCAUCGACUACUCCGGACUGAGUCUGGAGGAGGUUCAGACUCAUUACCGCGGUCAAGUCGCCUACAGCCCAGAGGACGACGUGCACUUCCCCACUCUCAACGUCCGCCAGACGCUGGAGUUCGCGCUGCAGUGCAAGACCCCCAAGCGAUAUCAGGACCGGAUCCCUCGCUACCUGGAGAUCUACGGACGUGUUUUUGCCAUGUCGCACACCAUGGACACGCUGGUCGGAAAUGAGUUUAUUCGCGGUGUGUCCGGCGGCGAGCGCAAACGCAUCUCGAUCAUAGAGUCUCUGGCCACGGAUUCGGCGAUCAGCUGCUGGGACAACUCGACGAGAGGGCUAGACGCAUCUUCUGCGCUGGACUACGCGCGUAGUCUCCGCAUCAUGACGGACACGUGCGGCAAGGCCACCUUGAUGACGCUGUAUCAGGCCUCUGAUGCUAUCUAUGAUCUGGUGGAUAAGGUCCUGCUGGUCGACGAGGGCCGCAUGCUCUACCAAGGACCUGCGCGCGACGCAAAGCGUUAUUUCGAGGAUCUUGGUUACGAGUGCGCCCCAAUGCAGACCACCUGCGACUUUCUAACAAGUGUGUCCAUUCCCGAUCGACGACGAUUCCAACCGGGCUGGGAGAGCCGUGCACCAAAGGGAGCGGAGGAAUUAGAGAAGGCGUUCCGGGCGAGCAACGCUUACCAGGCCGUGGAAAGAGAUAUUCGGAACUACGAGGAUCAGUGCCUAGGCGGACAGACUUCGUCGGAUGAUUCAGAUACAGGAAGUCUGGAAGAGUUCAAGAAGGCCGUGCAGACCGAGAAAUCGCGCUUCGUGUCGCCAAAGUCACCCUAUACCGUUUCUCUCUUCCGGCAGAUUGUGCUCUGUGGCCGACGGCAGUUAUGGCAGACCAGGAACCACAUGGGGCCUAUCUACAUCAAGCUGAUGUCGGCUGUCGUUUAUGGGCUGCUCAUCGGCAGUCUAUUUUAUGAUAUGCCCCAAACGAGCGAUGGACUGUACUCGCGCGGCGGUGUCAUCUUUUACUCCUCGCUGAUGCUCGCAUGGUUGCAGAUGUCGGAGUUGGAGGACGCGAUGCAGGGGCGAGACAUUCUCAGCCGUCAGAAGAAGUUUGCGUUUGUCCGGCCUAGCGCCGUGUGUCUGGCGCGGUUGUUCUCCGAUGUCGUGCUUCUUGUCACCAUCAGUGCAUUAUUUCAGGUCGUGGUUUACUUUCUUUCAGGCUUGAAGACCAACGCUGGAUCAUUCUUCAUAGACUUUCUUUUUAUCUUCCUCUGCGCGAUCUGCUUGACACAGCAGUUCAGACUGUUCGCUGCGUUUUCGAAGACAUUUGAGGUUGCGUUGCGCUACGCUGGUCUUUCCGUCCUGGCAUGUAUUGUUCUUGGAGGUUAUGUCAUUUCGCUGGACAGACUUAUCAAUAAUGUUCCCUGGGUGGGGUGGAUAGCGUACACAACGCCGGUCAUCUACACCUUCGAAUCGAUGAUGGCGGCCGAGUUCCAUAGCACAGAUUUCACCUGUUCUCCCGGAUCAAUUGUUCCCUCUGGACCCAGCUACACCGAUGUCACCUACCAGACAUGCGCGUACUACGGAAGCCGGAUCGGGACCACGAUCAUCACCGGGGACGAUUACAUGGCCUCUCACUUCGGCUUCUACUACCACCACGUGUGGCGUAACUUCGGCAUCCUGUGCCUUUUCACCGUGUUCUACAUCGCUGCAACGUGUUGGGUCAGUGAGGCCGUUGAAUGGGAAUCCUCUAGUGCAGGACCAAUUCAAUACAAGGGAUCCCAGAAGAAAUCGAGGAAAGCUCAGACAACUCAGGAUGAGGAAGUUGGUGGUGUGCGAGACUCCAAGGGCAUGCCCGCUGCUCGCCAAUCUCCUCAUCCAGACCACGCUCUGGAGCAGGCCGUUCUGGCAUGCAAGUCGACGUUCACAUGGGAGAACCUUGAGCUUCACGUGGAGAUAGGCAGGGAGUCGAGGAGGCUGCUGAAUAAGGUGUCUGGGUACUGUAAACCAGGCAGCCUCACGGCCUUGGUCGGCGCAUCUGGCGCAGGAAAGUCCACACUGUUGACGGCCCUCACUCAACGCCAAAGCUCAGGCCAUCUGAGCGGCACGAUGUUUGUCGAUGGGCAUCCGACCGACGAAUCCUACAACCGUCGCAUCGGGUAUUGCCAGCAAAUGGACAUCCACGACGAAACGAGCACCAUCCGCGAAGCAUUCGAGUUCUCCGCUCUGCUGAGACAGAAUCGGCAUACCCCCGAUGCAGAGAAACUGGCCUAUGUCAACGUUGUUCUGGCCACGCUGGACUUGAUGGAAUUGCAAGAUGCUGUGAUCAGUUGUCUGGACAUUGAGAAGAAGAAGCGUGUCACCAUUGGCGUGGAGCUCUGCGCGAAACCCGAAUUGGUGUUGUUCCUGGACGAACCGACCAGUGGUCUUGACAGUCAGGGUGCUUCAAGUAUUGUGGCCCUGCUCAGGAAGCUGGCCGACCAAGGCUUGGCUGUGCUUUGCACUAUCCAUCAAGCUAAUCAGGAACAGUUUGAAGAGUUUGACCGCGUCCUAGCCCUAAGUCCCGGUGGUAACGCCUACUAUUUCGGCGAAGUAGGAGACUCAGGCCGUGCAAUCUUCGAAUACUUUGGCCGACACGGCUACCGGCCCGAGAACGUGACCAACGCAGCAGACUAUCUCAUCGAGAUUGUCGUCGGUGGUAUGAAGGAAGCUGAAAAGAGCGUCGAUUGGGUCGACGUGUGGAACCAUUCUACCGAAGCGGCGGCAGUCAAGGCUGAGAUCCAGACCAUCCGAGAGCAAGGCACAGUUGCAGCGGUUUCACCCACCAUCGACAAGCCCACCUCCCCGUCAUUCUACCGCCAAGUCAGGCUCCUGACCGGUCGAACCCUCCGGCAGUACUGGCGCAGCCCCGAGUACCCAUAUUCGCGUCUAUACGCCUCCUUCGCGCACGCCCUCCUCGACGGCCUAACCUUCUACCAGCUGGGCAACAGCUCCACCGACCUGGAGUCCAAAGCAUUCCUUUGCUUUUUGUGCCUGAUGCUCGUCCCCGAAUUCAUCAAUGCCAUCUCAAUGCGCUUCGUCAUGAAUCGCGACAUCUGGCUUGCCCGCGAGGGACCCGCGGGCAUGUACGGCUGGGUGGCGUUCAGCACGGCGCAGAUCCUCUGCGAGAUGCCGCUGGCCAUCGGCUCGGGCGUGAUGUUCUAUCUAAUCUGUUACUUCACCGCUGGGCUGCCGGACGGCUUUGCCGCCGGAUACAGUUUCUUGAUGUUCUUCCUGUUCUUCCUGUUUGCCACCUCGUGGGGACAGUGGAUUGCCGCGCUGAGCGCCGACGCAACCAUCGCAGCUACCCUGAUGCCCUUCUUCAUCACCAUGUGCGAGUUAUUCAACGGCAUCAUCCAGCCGCACGACAAGAUGCCGGUCUUCUGGAAGUACACCAUGUACUACCUCACCCCGUUCACCUAUUGGAUUGGAGGCGUCCUGACCUCCGUUCUGCGCGGGAUGCCGGUCGUCUGCGAAAAGGAUGAGCUGAGCUACUUCCGCAGUCCGGCGAACAUGACCUGCGGCGAGUACGCGGGCCCGUGGCUCGCUGAGAGGGGCGUCGGGUAUUUGUCGAAUCCGGAGGAGUCGGGGAUCUGUGGGUACUGCGAUUAUAAUUCUGGCGAUGAGUAUCUCGCGAACCUCGGGCUAGACUCGUCGGAUAUUUGGCCGUAUUUUGGCAUUUUUCUGGCUUAUGUGGUCUUCAAUUACUCCGUCGUCUAUCUCUUGGUGUAUUUGCGGUCGGUGAAGAAGCUGUUCUAA
Molecule: messenger RNA, 4347 nt
Organism: Aspergillus aculeatus ATCC 16872
Lineage: Eukaryota; Fungi; Ascomycota; Eurotiomycetes; Eurotiales; Aspergillaceae
Product: putative ABC multidrug transporter
Exons: 7
Coding region: 1-4347 (1448 amino acids)
Biological process (GO): transmembrane transport
Cellular component (GO): membrane
Molecular function (GO): ATP hydrolysis activity; ABC-type transporter activity; ATP binding
Source: RefSeq, a predicted model, not a curated record